This is a messenger RNA of Etheostoma spectabile (orangethroat darter), 6706 nucleotides long. It is a transcript of the gene fer1l4, whose product is annotated as fer-1 like family member 4. Gene Ontology annotation, biological process: plasma membrane organization. The record is from RefSeq and is a predicted model, not a curated record. Lineage: Eukaryota; Metazoa; Chordata; Actinopteri; Perciformes; Percidae. Gene Ontology annotation, cellular component: membrane.
CUUAGAUACCUCACAUCACACUGUUGCUAAAAUACACACACAGCAGUUAGUUUCCAACUGUUAAAGAGAGAAGGCUGAAGAGAGCAGAAGAGGGAUACAAUGUGAGCAGUCAGUCCAGUCAGCAGGAUCAUCAUGUCCAUCAGUGUGAAUCUGAGGAAGAUCUCCAACCUUCCCGGACGAUCUGACAGAAAGGUGGAACUCUGCUUCAGAGGUUUCACCCAUAAAACCAGAGUCCUGCAGUGUGAGAACUUGGCCAUCUUCAAUGAGCAUUUCCGUUGGCCUCACUAUGGUAAAGUAAUCACAGAUGAAGUUUUAUCGAUCAGUGUUUACAACUGCAGUAAGGUCUUCUCUAACAGACUGCUUGGUAAGCUGGUCAUCAGUCUCCAACAUGUUGUUACCACGGGGAGGCUGUUGCUGCGGGAACCGCUCGCUGAUGCCAACUACAGCCCGACUGAUAUCUAUAUUGAGUUGGAUAUUCGGUAUCAUCCAGUUGAGGGAGCAGCAGGAAGCUGGGAAGGACUCGACUUCCUGAAAGUCGAAGACACAGAUGAAUCAGCUCUGGUCAUCAGGAAUAAUGGAUUUAAUGACCCUGAAAGUCAGCUGACUGUUGCUCGUCCAGGUCAGUUGGAGAGAGAGACUCGGCGUCUGGGGCGGAGCUUGGUCCGGACUGAGGAUGAAGAUGAUGAUGAUGAUUUUGAUGAUGACCUGAUGGACUUGGAGGCUUCCGACAUCAUCUUCACUCGUCUACUGAGUCGUUGCAGGCCGAUGUCCAGAAAUGUUUCUACAGCAAUGCCCAGAGUCCAGAGCUUUCAGGUGAAUGUGAACAUCCUGGAGGCUCAGAAGCUGGUUGGAGUAAACAUCAGCCCUGCAGUUUUCAUCAGAGUGGGAGAUCAGAAAAAACACACUGCAACGCAGAAAUCCACCAACUGCCCCUUCUACAAUGAGAACUUCCAGUUUGAGUUUCAAGAGACUCCACAAAUCCUCUUUGAUAAAGUCAUAGAGAUAAAGGUGUUCCACAGGCGGACUCUGGCCUUCCUGAUGACCCACAUUGGAACCUUUAAGAUUGAUAUCUCCACCGUCUACAACCAGCCAGACCACCGCUUCUACCAGAAGUGGGCUCCUCUCACCGACCCGGCAGACACCAGGUCAGGGGUCAAAGGUUACGUCAAAGCCAGCCUCAGUCUGCUGAUGAAGGGGGACGCUCUGAGCAUGGCCAGUCUUCCCCCACCCUCCUCAUCCGGAGCUAAUGAAGACAUAGAAAAGAACUUGCUGCUUCCUCGUGGUAUGGCUUCUGAACGUCCGUGGGCUCGGUUCCGUGUCCGGAUCUACAGGGCCGAGGGUCUGCCCACCAUGGAUGCAGGGCUGAUGGCCAAGAUGUCAAAGGCCACUGACCGGACGGUCUUUAUUGAUCCCUACGUACAGGUGACCUUCGCUGGACAACAGGGGGAGACGUCGGUCGCCAGUGCCACCAGCUAUCCAGUUUGGAAUGAGGAAAUCUCAUUCAUUGAGCAGUUUCCUCCUCUGGCUCAGCGAAUCAGAGUCCAGGUCCUCGAUGACGCCAAGAUGGGAGAUAUCGCCCUGGCAACGCACUUCCUGGACCUGCAGCAGAUUUCAGACCCCACCAGGAACGGCUUUAACCCCACCUUUGGUCCAUGUUGGGUGAACCUGUAUGGUUCUCCACAGAACUCCACCCUUGGAGACAUCCACCAGGCUUUGAACCAGGGUCUGGGUGAAGGAAUCUUCUACCGUGGUCGAAUACUCCUCGCUCUCUGUGUGGAGGUAUACUCCUCGCCUGCUGCUGUCGUCCCGGAUACAGGUUCCUCCCCCUUGGGAAAGGUGAAGGGAGCACUGGGGAAGCUGGGACUAAAGAAGAAGAGGAGCAGUAAAAAAGACAAGAAGAAGGAAGUUUCUGUGGCUACCAGUGGAUUGGUUGACGAGUCAGGGGAGGCGGGAGUUGAGGUACCAGAGGCCGUUACCGUAGAGAUUGAGGAGAUCCACCCACUCCCUGAGGGUUUCCAGGGACAACGGGAAGACUUUCUGUUGUUUGCAUCUCUGUUUGAGGUCACUAUGAUGGACCCAUCUGUAGGAACCAGACCGUUGACCUUUGAACUCUCCAUAGGAAAUUAUGGGAAGGCAGUGGGGGUUAGGAGAUCCAAGAAGAGCCAGAGCAAGGAGGAGCUGAGGAGCAGCAGGGAGGAUCUAAAUGAAGAGGUGCAGGGUCUGCUGGAGAGAGAGGAGGAGCUGGACAAAGAGGAGGUGCUGAGUCCUGAACCUGAGAUACGAUCUGUGUCUGCUGCCAUGAGACCCCAGCCCACCGAGUACAACAGGUCUUUCCAGUGUCUUCCUCUCCAGCCUCCCUCCGAGAAACAGAAGCCAUGUCUAUUUGUCUGGAGUCAGUUUGAAGAUCAAAACUUUCGUCUCUAUCAGGCAAACUGGCUCAGCAAAACGGCCGAUAGGCUGGAGAUUGGUCUUGAUGAGGUGGAACAUCUAUUGAGAAGGCCGAGGAGUAACGCAAAGGAGCGUUUGGAGGAGGUGCUGCUAGAGCUGGUGGCCUUCUGCAAACAGUUUAGUGGUUUUGCAGACAGGAGGUCUCAGUUUCGCCCCAAUAACCUUGACAGAUGCAGGAAGGAGUUUAUCAAGAAGAAUUUGGUCUUACUGGCCAGACAGGCAGUAAGGGCCAGGCGGAGGAUCACCAGGCGGACGGUCAAACAGAAGUUAAUGGAUACCAGGAAACUCCUGCGGAAACUCCGGAUGCUGGCUAAGGAGCCUCAGACUACCAUCCCAGACGCAUUUUUGUGGUUACUAAGUGGAAGCAAGCGAUUGGCUUACGUCAGGAUCCCCUCCUAUUCCAUCCUCUUCUCAUUGGUGGAGGAGCAGAGGGGGCGGGACUGUGGCAGAGUCACCACCCUCUACAUGAAGUCUCCCGGAGGUUCAGCAAGUGAGAUCUUUGCAAAGCUUGAGGUCUACCUGUGGCUCGGUCUGGCCAAAUACAGUAAAGAAGUCAUCACCUGCUUGCCAGAAGAGUUUCUGCCAGUCUAUGAGGAAGAGGAGGAGCAGAGGAGGCUGGUCCCUGUUGGGAAGAGGAAACUUCCUGUCAGUCUGUCCUGCCAGGACAGCAGGUACUUCCAGCUACGAUGUCACCUGUACCAGGGGCGUGGCCUGAUGGCAGCAGAUGAUAACGGCCUAUCAGAUCCUUUUGCUAAGGUUGUCUUCUCUACACAGUGCCAAGUCACCAGGGUGUUGCCUGAGACACUCUCUCCAGCCUGGUGUGAGUGUUUGUUGUUUGACAGGGUUCUGCUGGAGGGAACAAAGGAGGAGCUCCAACAAGACCCGCCCCUCAUCACCAUUAACAUCUACGACCACAAUGCCAUGGGCAGUGUGAAGUCUCUGGGUCGGGCGUUUGCAGAGCCGGAGUUUAAAUCUGUGGAACAGUACUACCAGAAGCCCCGCCUCCGUUUCUAUGACAUCAGCAUGGGCAGGGCCCCCGCCGGCGAGCUGCUGGCUGCCUUCGAGCUCAUCGAGCUGGACUACUCUGGGUUUGGAGAGCCCUGUCUCCCAGGCAGUGUGGAGCCUCAGGAGCUAACCUACCUGGAGGAGCAGAGAUGUUACAUCAUCCCUGAGGGAGUCCGACCGGUUCUGAAGACCUUUAGGAUCGAGGUGCUGUUCUGGGUGCGGGAGCUGAAGCGGGUGCAGCUGUUGAGUGGAGCGCCCCCUGGUGAGGGUGGAGUGUCAGGAAGACAGCUGGAGUCUGAAGAAAUUGAGAGCUACAGCACUCAUCUAACUUCAAAACUGGUCCGCUAUAUGGACGUGUCAGUCAAAGAGUUGCCAGAGCAGGCCUACCUCCACCCUCCUCUGACGUUGUUCGUGGUGGAGCAUCGGGCGUUUGGUCUUCAGAACCGGUCGGACUCCCUCAGGGAUGUUAACAUCUCUGCUCCUCCAGUGAGGCAGAAUACGAAAAAGAUCAACCCUCUGAUGUCAGUAGAGCGUAUCGGACUCAGCGGCCUGUCAAUUAAACAGUCCAAGAUUCCCUUUAAUCCCAUCAACCUGGUUAAUGAUCCUCUGAAGAAACUGAAGAAGAAGGGUGAGGGGCUAGAAGAGGAGCCACCAGAAUUGGAGGAGUUGGAUUGGUGGUCCAAAUACUACGCUUCACUAGAGGAAAUGGAGAGACAGGCUGCUAAGGAGGAGGAGGAAGCAAUGAAGGAGGAACAAGCAGAGAUGGAUGGAGGGAAUCUGAGCAUGGCGAACAUCGAAGAGGAGGAGGACGAGGAGGAAAUCGUGGUGGUUGAGAUUAAGCCUCCCAGACGCAAGAACAUUUCCACACUAAAGCUGUAUAAAGGGGAUCUGGAGUCAGAGUUCAGUCAGUUUCAGGACUGGCUGCACAUCUUCCCACUGUAUAAAGGCAGAGUUGACAUUGAGGAGGAAGAGGAGGAUGAAGAGGAGAGGCUGAUGGGAAAAUACAAGGGCUCCUUCCUGGUUUAUCCGAUUGAUUCAGGAGAUGAGGAAGACACCUCAUGUCAGAUCACCAAUGGAAUCCCCAAAAACUCACCUAUCAAAGUCUUGGUCCGAGUCUACAUUGUCAAGGCCACCACUCUGGCUCCCACAGACCCGAAUGGUAAAGCCGACCCGUAUCUGGUGGUCCGAGCUGGACAGCAGUCUCUGGACACUAAAGAUCGAUACAUCCCCAAACAGCUCAACCCUACGUUUGGAGAGGUGUUUGAAUUCACAGUGUCUUUCCCGCUGGAGACAGAGUUGGUUAUCUCUGUGAUGGACCACGAUCUUAUAGGGUCUGAUGACUUCAUCGGUGAGACGCGAGUUGACCUGGAGAACCGGUUCUACAGCCACCACAGAGCCUCCUGCGGUCUGGCUCUUUACUAUGACACUGAAGGCUACAAUAUGUGGCGUGAUGCAAAGAAGCCGUCUGCCAUUUUGUCUGAGCUCUGCAGGAAGAACAGCAUUCAGUCUCCAGAGUACAGAACAUCUGAGGUCAAAGUCCUUAACAAAAUCUUCAAGAUCCCACCUGACGCAGUACCUGAAGGUCUUCUGAAGAAGAACCAGCGGUCUCCAGAGGAAGAGGCAGAGAUGGAGGAGCACGCAGCCCUGAGCGUGCUGCAGCGCUGGGGGGAGAUGAAUGAGUUCCUCCCUGGAGCCAUUCCACUGGUCCCAGAGCAUGUGGAGAUCCGGUCCCUGCUCAACCAGGACAAACCUGGACUGCCACAGGGUUUCCUUCAUAUGUGGGUGGACAUGUUUCCUAAUGAUGUCCCGGCUCCGCCCCCCGUUAACAUCAAGCCCCGCCUGCCUGAACAGUACGAGCUGCGAGUGAUCAUCUGGAACACCGAUGAUGUGUUCCUGGACGAUGUCAACAUUUUCACCGGAGAGCCGUCCUCUGACAUCUACGUGAAAGGGUUAGAGGCGGAUAAAGGGAUUGGAGGAGAAAAACAGGAGACUGAGUUCCACUUCAACUCUCUGACUGGAGAAGGAAACUUCAACUGGAGAUUUGUGUUCCGCUUCGACUACCUUCCUACUGAGAAAGAGGUGGUCUACAAGAAGAAGGAGUCCUUCUUCUCUCUGGAGGAGUCAGAGUUUCGACAGCCGGCUGUUCUGACGCUGCAGGUCUGGGACUAUGACCGCAUCGCUGCCAAUGACUUCCUGGGCUCCAUUGAGUUACGGCUCAACGACAUGGUGCGAGCGGCAAAGUCAUCCGGUAAGUGUACAAUUGAGAUGGCGAAGGAUCGGGCCAGCCCACGAUUUUCCCUUUUUCGCGCCAAGAAGAUGAAGGGCUGGUGGCCACUGACUCGCCCAAAAAAAGCCAAGGAUUUCAGAGGGGAGGAGAGGAGAGGAAGAGGCCAGAAGAAAGGAAAGAAGAGAAGAAGAAAAAGAGAGGACAAGAGGAGCAUAUGAACACAGGCGGAAAUCCAAUACACCGACAGCAUGGGCAACACUUUCCUGCUAAUGGGGAAGGUGGAGGCGGAGCUGCAGCUGGUGGCGUUAGAGCAGGCGGAGGCCAACCCUGUGGGGCGCGCCCGCAAGGAGCCAGAGCCUUUGGACAAACCAAAUCGUCCCACCACCAGCUUCACCUGGUUCGUCAACCCGUUAAAGUCCUUCAUCUUCAUCAUCUGGAAGAAGUUCAAGAAGUACAUCAUCGCUCUGGUCAUCCUCGCCAUCCUCACGCUCUUCCUCGGCCUCAUCGUCUACACGCUGCCGGGGCAAAUCUCCUCCCUCAUCAUCAAAGGAUAAAGAAUCCUGCUGGGAGUCUUCAUUCUUUCCUCCUGGAUGUCACAGACUGUCUCAGGUUUCUGAUCCGGAACGACUGACUGAAGUCAUAUUUACUACUUAGACAGAUCAAUAAAACAAACGAUUUAAUAUGUUUACACCCAUUCCUCUACUUUAACCAGAAUCCUCAUUUAUAUAUCAACACAUCCUGGGUCAUGGGAGCAAUAAUCAGAGAUUUUGUUUUACUGCCAGAUUUAUCGGUCACCAGAGGAAAUUACUGGACACCUAUUACUGCAUAUUUAAGUCCCAUAUUUAUAUUAUUAUGUAAAUUAUAGAUUGUUUGGCUCUGAAACUGUCAGAUGUGUAGACGAGCACAGAUCUGACAACACCACCAACUCUGUUGUAUAAAAGUCUAAUUUUGUUGAUUAAAUAUAGCUGUGGUUGCACAUUUUCUAUUUUGAAGGUAGAUUAAAUAAAUAACUACAAAUUAUAUUUA